UUUCCAGAACGCCGGGAGAAGAGAUCCAGAGAGCGGAGGCCUCCGGUUCAGUUUUUUGGAGGGCGGCCGUCCGUACACGCGCCGCUGCUACUGCUGCUACUGCCGAUGCUUGCUCGCGGCUUCUGUUGCUCGUUUUUUGCUUUUUGAAUUAAAAAAAAAAAAAUCUAGCAAUCAAUCGUUCGAUCCGAUGCUCGUGGUCCUACUACCGAAGGGCUGUAUGUAGCUUGUAGGUUUUUGGUUUUUUGUUUUGGUGCUAUAUAGAGUAUAGUUGGUCCCGCGCUUCAACUAUAGGCUUUGCAAUGAAUCAGCAGCACGUAGCACGAGAACCGAACGCAAACCGAUACCGCACGUUACGCCGCCAAUCGAAGAUUCGCACUUCGACCGUUAGAUAGCGCCACCGGACUGCGUCGUCAGAAUGAGCGAUGGCGGCGCAGUUGCCGUCGUCGCCCCGCCUACGUCACUACAGGACAAUGACGGCCCUUUGUUUCGUUUGUAAUUUGCCGAUUCUCUCUCAUCAAGUGGGCCUCGUGUGGCAGGGAGGCAAUGGGUGGGACGACAUGGUCAGAGAACAGGCGAUAUCUGACGGUUAUCUGUUAAGUGAAUCCACUUAUGCAAUCCAAGAACCGUUGGAGGAAUCGACCAUCCGUCAACGUCUCGGCGGUCGUAGGGACUCCGCCACCCAAAUAUGUUCCAUAUCGCCGCCGACGGAGACCCAGGAAACGUCACCGCCCGCCUCCGGUAGGAGACGCAGAUCGUCCCUCGCCCAACUCACCGACAUCCUGAGGGAAUGGGGCGGUGCGAAGAAACAACAGAAACAACUGCACCGGCGGGAGACCCUAGCGGAUCUGGCGAGGAGUUUACCCUGGGGACGACAGACCACCACCGAAACUGGACCGACCCCCAGUAUAUGCACCAAGUUAGGGAUUUUUGUAGCGGUACCGAGAAUAACACGAUCCACCAACACUUUCUCAUCACCGAUACGUAGUCGGACACAUUACGGAUUCAAUUCGUUCAUUUACAGACCGACACGAAACAUGACCAUCAAGCUCAGGAAACGUCGAGAAUCGAGUGCCGACUCGGGAAUAAGGAGUAUGGGCUCGAAAUCGCGUCGGGACUCGCAUCACAACUCGGCCAUUUCCGAUUUCAAGAGCGAAGUGGCGAAAUUGUGGCAACGUCGCGAGUCCGUCAACGCGACGACGACAACGUCGGCGACGAUCGCGAGUCCCAGUUCGGCGUCCCCACGUCGGGACAGCGGCGAGUCGUCGAGGAGCGGACGCAGGGACUCCACCUCGUACUCCCAUCACGCAUCCAGGAGGGGUUCGGGGGAGAGCGGGAAGAGCAGUCGUAGAGAUUCGACCACGAUCAUCCCGCCUCCCCCGCCCCCGCCGAAAAUCGUCGGUGCGACAAAGAAACGUCGAGACUCACGGGGUAAAGUGGACCCACCCGCGUACUACCGACAAGAGCAGCGACCCUCCACUUCCUCCACCGCCUCGGACUCUGGCACGUCAGCGGGGAUGCUUCAGAUCAGUACCGGCACCAACGUUGGUACCGCACCGAACUCCUCGACCGAUUCAGCUUCACAAUCGAACUUCAUCGGCGUCCCUUGUCCUACAAUUAUUACUUCGAGCGUUACUCCACCGGCGACUUCUCCAACCGUGCCAACCACCACCGCCACCACCCCCACGCACCCUUUACUAUCCACCCGUAGAGAUUCGACCACGCAAUGUGGGAAAAUUGGAAGAAGGGACUCACGGUCUCACGCGAGUCCGGAACGUCGUAGCUCCCGUCUCCAAAGGCAAAACACCGCCUUCGACGAGAGCCUGCCGCCGGGAAUGAACAGGAGAGGCUCUCAGCCCACCGCUUUGAGUCCCGACGUAGACGAUACGGGUCGUAAAGCGCGCAGGGACUCUUUGAGUCCCGAUUCCGCCUCCCGGGGACGUAGGGACUCCAGGUCUCAUCUGAGCCCCGACAGGUCGGGAGAAAGGGAUAUAAGUCCGGUGAGGCGCGGACGUAGAAAUAAAUUACGUAGACAAUCAACUAGCGUGGCGGGACGACAUGGACACAGGUCUCCGGAUAGUUCGAGUUGCUCCUCCCGAGACCCGAGCCCUAGCGCCCGUGGGGGCCCACCCCCCACCUCCGAAAACUACCGGCCAGCGAUCCGUCGUCAAUCGACCACCGAAGAAAUCCUCAUCGCCAGAGGGUUCAGGAGACAAUCGACCACCGAGGAAAUGAUCAGGUGCAGGAACUUUAGGAGACAGUCCUCACAGAGCGACGAAUGUCAGAGACACAAGGGACGUAGAGACUCCUCGGUCCAGAUCCUGGACGGCACGGUGACCACUAUGACGGUGGAAACGAGCAGUACGUUUUUCGAUUCAAGUACGCAAACAGAACCGUCACCUUUAUACGACAACAACCACUACCACGAGGAAUGUCUGCGGUGCAACUCGUGCGGACUCAACCUGACCGGGCCGAACCAGAAACGCGCUCGACGCUUCAAAAAUCAGAUUUUGUGCGAUCUGCACUUCGCCGACGUGGCCCUCAUGGAGUGCAGCGACUUCAUGCAACAAUUGCGCAGCUUCAAACCGCAGAGUCUGGGAUGCGCGGUCGCGAGACGCAAGAGCAGCACCACUUUGAUCUUUCCGUUGCCGCCGCAGGCCUGUUCCGAUGAAUUUUGCGAAGAAUUUCCACACAAUUUCAUCCCCACCCCCGGCUACUGGAUCGAAUGUUCCAGACAGAAAAUCACCACGGACACCAUCUGGGACGAGAGCGAAUCCGACCACGAGAACGAGAUUCAGGAGGCGAUUGAGGAGACCACCGAUGGUACGGAUCAGGAGAAUGGACACCACGGGAUCAGAAGAAGGGACAGAAGUUGCAGCGAUCUCUAUGAAGAUGACGAGGAUGACGAUAACUCUUUGCCCCGAAAAAAAACGACAAUCGAAGAACAAUGGGAGAAGAAUCAAGGAUUUGAACUGACCAGCGUUGAACAAGAAACGUACGAGCGUUACUUCUAUGGAACGGAACACUGGAACUAUUUCACCAACGAUGAGGAUUUAGGGCCGGUGAUUUUAUCCAUAAAACAGGAAACGCUAAAUAAUCGGGAUCAAUUUAGGAUAUUGGUGCGAGCGAUAAGUUAUACGGUGCACGGACUAAUACCGGCCAGUUGCGUUUUCGCCGACCGAUAUAAUCGCGAGGAAGUGGUGCGAUCGCUCGGCAAAGAAGUUAACAUAAAUCCCCCAUUAAUUCUUGGACAGCUUCCAGACACACCCGAGGAACUUUUAAAAUUGGAUCAGGUGUUUAUCAAAUCCGAACUAAAAGUGGGGGUAAUUUACGUAAAGGAAGGCCAAUACACCGAAGAGGAAAUCCUCGACAAUAACGACAACUCGCCCCUGUUCGAUGAAUUUUUGCAAAUUUUAGGGGACAAAGUGAGACUGAGGGGCUUCGAUAGGUACAAGGGAGGCCUAGACACUGUCCACGACUUAACAGGAUUAUACUCGAUUUACACGAACUGGAGGAACAUUGAGAUAAUGUUCCACGUUAGCACCCUGUUGCCUUACGAGAGCCACGACCCGCAAAAAUUACAAAGGAAACGACACAUAGGGAACGAUAUCGUUUGCGUGGUGUUUUUGGAGGCGGAUAACACGUCAUUUUCGCCGGCGUGUAUCAAAAGCCAUUUUUUACACACUUUUAUAUUGGUACGGACCUCGCCGAGGAUCAAACGUAAACCGACCAGGUACGAGGUGUCGGUGGUGACGAGGGACGAGGUGGGCGCGUACAAACCCUACCUCUGGGAGCAGAGUCUCUUCGACAAAGGGCCGAUGUUCCGUGAGUGGCUCCUCACCAAAAUCGUCAACGGGGAACGCGCCAGUUACUCGGCCCCGAAGUUCGCCCGGAUGCAGGAACGAACUCGUUCCCAAAUGCUCGAGGACAUCGUCGCCAAUUUACAAAAUCACGCUGAAACUGGACAGAUUCCGAAACCGUAUAGGCGAGGUUCGUGGAGGCCGAUAGGGCACAUGCGUCCCUCCUCGCCCCUCCUCGACAGCGUCCGGGAUCAGUUCGAGGAUUACGAUCAGAUCGCCAAGGAUUUCACCAAAUUCUUUCUGAAUACGGACGAUAAUUCGGCAGCGAAUGCCCUGUUGUUCGACGUCACUUUCAUGGUCGGCCAGAGUAAGCAAAAAGUGAAACUGGUGGGCGUGAGGGCGAUCCUUGGGGUGCGCAGUCGCGUCUUCCAGGAAAUGCUCUACGGGAUCCAGACCGGUUUCGGUUCUCCCCAAGUACCGGUUGCGGAACUGCUCGCCCGUCCAGUACCGACCCUCCUUAGCCCCCAACAGUCUCGCCCGAAGUCCAGCAACUUCCUGCAGGUACCGGACAUCGAAAGUCCACGACCGAAAAGUGUGCCCAGUUCACCGAUGGUGAAACGGGCGUUCACCCGUUUAGGGACGAUAACGGCCGGUUGGGGGCGCUCCAUACGCAAACAAAACGCCCAACAAUUGUCGGCCGACGAUAAGAAAAAAUGGGCGAGCAGUCAAGAUUGUUCGAAUAAAGAGGGUAAAGACAAAGACGGCAAAGAAAAGUGCCCCACCCAGUUACCGGUGCCGAGGCUCAGCGUAUGCGCGGACGCACAAAAAGUCGACCGGGCCAAACUUGCCCAGACUGAAUUUUCUAUUAUCGAAUUUGACUCUGAUACUUUUAGAAUAUUGUUGGAUUAUUUACAUACAGGAUCAUGUCCACUGACUUGUUCGACAAUACCGGGUCUCAUAUGUGCCGCGGAGCAUUAUGACCUGCCCGACUUGUUGCAAGCAUGCUUUCAUCACGCCAAACAGUUUUUGAGGAUAGAUGUGGUUUGUUGCAUGUUAUGCUCCUUAGAAAACUAUUAUUGGCGCUACACUUCCGCCUCUGAACUAGUGAACAUGAUCUUGGCCUUCGUGGAGACCCGCGCUUAUGCCCUCUUCCAAAGCGCGGAAUUUUUAAAUUUGAGCGAAUCGAUGGUGCAAAUGAUCAUGUGCAGAAACUUGGAAAUUCCGGAGAUAAGAAAGUUCGAGGCGAUGCUGUCGUGGGCACGACAUAAGAUCAGGACAAAAACGUCCAGUAAACUGGACGCCAAGUUGGAAUUCAAGUGCAUAAUGGAGCGACUUGCCAGAGAUUUGAAACUUUACAGGAUUUCCCCGCAGGAACUCAUUAAGGUGGUGCUGCCAUCAAAAGCGAUCAAAAACGAACGGAUCCUGGAAACCCUGAUGUUCCAAGCGAACUCCGGCAUGUACCGCAUCCAGGAUUCUUACAUAAAAGAAUGUACACAAAGACUGCAGAAACAAGAUUCCCGUUUUUCCGAAUGGGAAUCGUUCGAUUACAGCGCUUAAGAUGUUUUUGUUUAUUAUUAAUUUCAUAGGGACAAUCAUUCCAGAUGUUUUUUCCGGUUGUUUUUUCUUUGUAAGGUGGCCAGAUUAAUUUCAAUUUUUUUUAUCAUUUAAUCCAGAUUUAAAAGCUCGACAAUCAUUCGCCAUUUUUCUGUAUAUAAGUUUUUAAACAAAUUGGAGAAAAACGUGUCUAAAUGUGUGCAAGCGCGCGAGUUAAUAAGGUGAAAACCCGCUAUUUACCUACCUGGGAUCAAUUUUUAGCUAAAAAAAAAACUAUAUAUUAUUGCCUACAUUGUAUAUUAAAUUAUUUCUUUUUUAAUUAAAAAGAAUCAAUUAGGAUUAAAAAGCAACAAUUUUUAAAUUAUUUAAUUUAUGUAAAUUUCCUACACAGCAGGUUAAAGCGGACCUUAUUUGCUAACUUAUUUAAAUGUUUGUCGUAUAAUAUUAAGCUCUUACCCUUGUAUAUUAAUAUAGCUGUAAUAUAAUACUCUGUAUGUGUUCGCCGUAUGUACUAAUAUUUAAAAAAGAAAAUAAAAAAGAGGAGCAAGGGGCACUCGGUGUGCUUCCAAGACUUGAAAAUAUAUUUUAAUUACUUACGUAGCCAGAUGAAAUGUUAAAAAUAUUUUGAUACUAAAUUUCUUAAAAAUGGGUAAUUGGGGCCUAAGGGUGGUGCAACAGGUAAAAAAUUAAAUUUUAAAACUAUUUUUGGUCAGCUUUUUUUGAAAUGUUAACUGACUGUGUCAUGCGGUAUUUGAAUGGGUGGUAAAUAAAUCAUAAUAAUUCACAGUGGGGGAAAAGUGUGAAAAAUUCAUUUUUAUUUACAAUCAUUUAAUGUUUUUUAGCAUGGACAUUUUAAUGAAAACUAACAUGCAUAAUAAACUCAAUUUUCUUUGUAGGAAAAAAAUCAGUACGCAGGAGAAUUUUACAAGAAUUCAAUAGUUUCACAUAAAUGUGCCACCCCUAGGCCUAAUAACACCUUGAACAAAUUUAAGUUAAAUCUUCUUGUACGUGCUAAGUAUAUAAGUGUCUUCUAUACACAUAACAUAAGUAUAUUAUAUCAUAUUAAACAAAUUGGCGUACAUUGAACUAUAAGUAUCGAAACGCCUUAAAUGUUAAAAAGAAAAAAAAGACGUUAUCAUAAAUAGUAAUUGUUGUCUGUUUAAUAUAAUGUGUUAUUUAUUAAAAAAAAAUAUUCCUUUAAUCUAAGAUGAUCUAUUGAGUGUUAAAUUAUCUGUCUGUACAUUUUUUUUAAAAUUAAUAUUGUCUUUGUAUAUAACAAUGAUUGUUAUUAUAAAUGGUGCAGUGGCGUUCCUUUAAAGGCUAUUUUAUUCGGAAAAGUUUUGUAUUGUUUAGGCAAAAAUCUCAUUAAAACAAAAAAAAACUGCCCCGCCCUUUCCUACAUUAUUAUUAUUAUUAAUAUAUUGUGAUUUUAUUAAAAAAAAACUAUUGUGGGACAAUUUCUUUGUUGUUUCUGUACGUGUAAACCAAAUCCUAUAUAUGAUAUUAUUUAAAAAUGGUGUAAUAAUAAUAAAGACUAUAAUACCCGUAACGAAAAUCUAUUUAAAUUUCUCUACCAUGAUAGACUCUCCUUCAUAUAUUUUCAUCAAUAUUCACUUAUCAUAAGUGUGAUGGGGUCAUUAA
Molecule: messenger RNA, 6992 nt
Organism: Anthonomus grandis grandis
Lineage: Eukaryota; Metazoa; Arthropoda; Insecta; Coleoptera; Curculionidae
Gene: rsh
Exons: 29
Coding region: 423-5354 (1643 amino acids)
Biological process (GO): regulation of small GTPase mediated signal transduction; activation of GTPase activity
Cellular component (GO): cytoplasm
Molecular function (GO): protein binding; GTPase activator activity
Source: RefSeq, a predicted model, not a curated record